This is a messenger RNA of Ylistrum balloti, 750 nucleotides long. RefSeq lists its product as uncharacterized. The transcript has a single exon. The record is from RefSeq and is a predicted model, not a curated record. NCBI's taxonomy places the organism in Eukaryota, Metazoa, Mollusca, Bivalvia, Pectinida, Pectinidae. Bases 1 to 750 code for a protein of 249 amino acids.
AUGUCUGAAUCUCCUGUGGUUACCAAACAAGUCCGAUAUAAGAAUGACGCUGUGGCAGCCUCCAUAAAAAACAUUCGGGAACAGAAAGGUCUAGAGAGACAGCUCACACAAAUAGAGAAACAUUGGCACCUGGAACUCAAGCAUCUGACACGUGAAAAACUUGAAGUCACAUACGAACUCACCCGACUGGAGGAGGAAAAACAAAACUUAGAAUAUCUUAACGAGGAGGUCGAGGGGGACAGUCUAAAAACCUAUACGGACAACAUCCGGGACAAAAACGGUCAACAAAAGGAGGAGGAUAAACAGAUUGAUAGGUUUAAUUAUCAAAAUUCGGAAUUAAACAAGGUGCAGUUACGACUUCCUGAUGUUCAUAAACCUUUACAUAUAUUAAAGGAAAAUGGAUUACAUCAGUCAAUGCCGGUGGCAAAGAAACCUAAACUGUACAGAUCCAACUCAAUACUGAGACAUCACUCGGAAAAUAAUGUCAGUUUUCCUACUGAAACUAAAAUAAUUCGGACGGAAUCAAAAGAAAACGUAAAGAAUAUAAGUUUACCUGAUAUCAUGUGUUCUGACCAGAGUAAAACCAAGUUUGUGCGCAUGAUAGAGAAAGAUGUGGAACGUUUCAUCAGUACUGACCAUAACGUGGUGCAAACUCCGAGUACUCCACAUUCUAAAUAUUAUAGACGAAAGAAGCAACUUUCAUUUCCGCCCCUUAGCGAUAUGCGUGACAGACGACACACGGUGCUGUAA